Cooperia oncophora is the source of this 870-nucleotide messenger RNA. The record is from the annotation of a GenBank genome assembly. Lineage: Eukaryota; Metazoa; Nematoda; Chromadorea; Rhabditida; Trichostrongylidae.
AUGAUCUUCUUCACUAACGCGCUGCGUAAAAUGAUUGAUAAUCUCGGACGUGAUAAGAUAGAAUAUGGUAUAAGAAGUUGUGGCAAGCUGCUACGGUUCAUUCAUUCAGAACGCAUCGCAAUUCAAGGAGUGAAGCCUCGUCGUCCAAUAGUGGGACUCCAAGAGCAGGGAUUCGAGGCUUCCUGCAAUAAACUUGUCCAUGAUACACAUCGUCAUACACAGUCAGCAAUCGACAGAAAACACCGCGCGGCAACAAAGCACUACAAAUUUGAUGCAUCGGCAAACUACGAGCUCAGAAAGCUCUAUGACUUGGCAGCAGAAGUUGACAACCAAGAAAACACCAAUAUUGGUGAUCAAGAAGGUCCCGAACAGUACAUAAAAAGAGCAGAAACCAUAAUAUCGAAGGCGUUCGAUUUCGUAGUCAUCUUACAGGGCCGCCUCCUCGGUUGCUUGUACACAACACGAGUUGAUCAGGCAAUCCCCAUGAAAACGGCGCAAGCUUCUCCGGAAGCAAUACCAGUACCAGAGAGUCCCGUACAGCCCAAAGCUAUAGAGUUACCACCGCUUCCCAUUCCAACCUUCGAUGGGGAUAUAUGGGAGUGGGAUAACUUCUGGAAGAUUCUCGAUAGCAACAUCAAUUCGAAGGAUCCUGAGAAGGUUGAGUACAAUUACUUGUUGAACGCAUGGAAAGGAAGGCACGAGAGGCUAUUGUCAAGUUCAGAGACCAGCGCUCCCUUUCAGCAAAUUCAAACCAUUAUUGUUCCGUCAGAGGACAAGGGAGAAAACAUAAACAGCUCAUGGUUUAUCAGGAGACUUGCUAAAUUUCCUGGCUCCACUAACCAGAAGGUUAUCAAUAAGAACAAGGACUGA